GAGGAUGAUGGAGGGGAUGCUGCUGGCGUGGGCCAACUGGAGCACGCUGCUGGUGUGUCUGCUCCUCAAAAUCCCGCAAAUCGUCGCCCUGCGGGCCGCCCGCACCUCCAGGGGCGUCAGCCGCCGAAGUUUGCUGCUCGAGCUGGGCGGAUUCCUCGUGUUUCUAAGGUACCAGAGUUAUUACGAUUACCCUUUGAUAACGUAUCUGGAAUACCCAAUCCUUAUCGCACAAGAUAUCGUUGUGUUGCUGUGUGUGUUCCACUUCGAUGGGCAUGUGAACCAAGCAUUGCCGUACCUAGCUGGAUUUUUGGUUGGAUGGUAUCUACUAACCCUUCAGAAAUGGAUAAUAGACUUGGCAAUGAACCUUUGCACUUUCAUCAGUGCCGCCAGUAAAUUUGCUCAGCUGCAGUGUCUGUGGGAGACGAGAGACUCUGGUGCAGUGAGUGCCCUGACCUGGGGCAUGUCUGCAUACACCUGUGCAACAAGAAUAGUAACAACUUUAAUGACCACAAAAGAUUUGAUGGUUCUUGUCCGGUUUGUAGUCAUGUUGGUUCUAAAUAUAUGGGUGACUGCUACGGUCCUACGCUACAGGAAGACUACAACAAAAGCUGAUUAAGACUGGUCAGCCCUCAAUGAAAUGCAGUCAACCACCCGUCAAAGAAAACUCCAAACCUCUUCAUAUCUUUCUCAGCUCUACUGAAGAAUGUAUGCAUUAAUUCUUGCAAGACUCAGGCGAAGUUGGAACAUGUGUGGAAUUAUCAAGUUGGUCCUGUGGCCUCAUUUAUAUCAUUACACAUUUAUCUACAGUCUAAGUCCUUAGAUGACUCAUCCUCAUAACGUGACUAAAGCAUAGGCUGACCCCCACCUCCUUGACUCAUUUUAUGUAGAGGAACUAGUCAGGCCUGGGGGAUUUUGUCAGUCACAAAAGAAAGUAGGGGUAGAGCAGAGAUUUAAACCAAAGGUUUGCUUCCUCUUAACCCCGAUCCAAACACACUCACCAAGCCUGGCAGGGAUCAACGCCCAAGCCAAUCCCUCUUAUACACCCUUUGACUUUCACCCCCACAUACCAUUUCAAGGCUGAAAUAAUGUUUUAGCCAUUUGCUACAAGGGAUGAGAUUGUCUGAUAUACCUUUAAAGGUGUAAUCCUAACCCAGUCAGAGGCGGAACAAAGUGCCCACCAUUAAAAGGACCCUGCCUGACUGGAGUUACCUCAAGGAAAAGUAAUUGGAACCAGGAUUAAUUUACCUGCUGAACAUGCUUUGCCACUUUAAAGACUUAAAUAAAAUGAAUGUAUAUUUCAGUCUUAUUUUUCAAGUUUAAUGGCUUUCCUUCUUAGCUCAGCAACUUACUGUGGAAAAACUUUG
Messenger RNA from Tachyglossus aculeatus (Australian echidna), 1364 nucleotides. RefSeq names its product solute carrier family 66 member 3 (gene SLC66A3). The transcript is spliced from 7 exons. Bases 5 to 616 code for a protein of 203 amino acids. NCBI's taxonomy places the organism in Eukaryota, Metazoa, Chordata, Mammalia, Monotremata, Tachyglossidae. The record is from RefSeq and is a predicted model, not a curated record.